AUGACAUGCUGCCUUUGGAACAGGUUGCCUUGUGGGCAGCAAUGGAGGACAGUGGGGCAGCAGCAGAGCGGGAUUCCAACUCCAAGCUUACCAGUCUUGUGCGCCGCUCGGUGCCCCUCUGUGGCUUCCAUAAGACAAAAGAACAGGGCUCAGUGGCUACCUAAUAUUGUCUUGCAACAGAGACGGGACAGUGGUCAGCAGCUAGGCACUGGUUUCGGGCCCACUGUUGCACCUUUGCGUGGCCCACUAUGGUCAGCCCACCUUGGUCAUGGCUCGUGGACCCCUGGCCACCUCCUCUCCCUCCCAAGAGCUCCUUUAAAAGGAAGCCGUGCCUCCCCUUCUCUCUCCUCAAACGCAUCCACCACCAUGUUCCAUUCCUUCUACUGCCGCUCCUCCACGUACGGCGACUCCACCUUCCUCCCUUCGGUCUUCUGCUCCGCCGCCGUUCCUCACGCCCUCCUCUCCGACGGCAAUGGCUGCCUCCCCCCUUUCCCCUCCUCUUCUCCUCCCUGUACCUCCUCUCAGUCCGCUUAUUUCCUGCACCGGAACAGCAGCAUCCACUCUCUGCCCAUUCACCACCACUUUCCCGACUCCCUCAGCCCCCCACCUCCUCCGCCGCUGCUGCCACUCUCAUCGUCUCCUUCUUCCUCCGCCUGCGACUACUCCGACUUCAACGUCGAUCCAGCACGGCGGGUCCUCAGCACCGGCGACCUCCAGGGGAUGAAUGCUCCGCACGAGAAUUAUAUCCAGGAAGAAGGGGCCGUUGCCGGGAGAGUACGGCCAUACAGUGCCGAGGAGAGGAAGGAAAGGAUCGAGAGGUAUCGCAGCAAGCGCCACCAAAGGAACUUCCACAGGAAGAUCACUUAUGCAUGCAGGAAGACGUUGGCGGACAGCCGGCCGCGAGUGAAGGGCCGGUUUGCGAGGAACGGCGAGCCGGAGACGGAGACGGAGACCGAGAUAGAGAUGAAAGCAGAUACGACGGCGGUCAAGAGCUUCGACUGCUGCGGCUACGACAACUACGAGGCAAAUCACGGCUGCAGCGCUGGCGGCGAUACUGGAGGCGACUGGUGGAGCCAGCUGCAGGCGGCGCUGGCGACGGACGACGAAGGCGAGAGCUCCUACGACGAGGACCUCUUAGCCAGCUUCACCGACGUCUUCUCCAUGAACAAUCUAUCCUGAGCCCUACAAAAGAACAAAGAGACAUGUGAAGGACUGCAAGGUCGGCCGCAGGUGGAGCAGCAGCAGCAGCAGCUGUAGUAGUGAAUACUUCUUGUGGUUUUCUGUCGCCAUUAAGCGCGACCUCAGGCAGCAGCCGGCAGUUUGAGUCAGGGUGUCGUCGCUUCCCUUCCUCUCUGUUCUCGUCAGAUACUUCUAUAAAUGUCGCAGCUUUUCCACUCGUCUCGAUGCCACAGUCAUAAAUCUUCUACAUGAGAUUCUGAGUCGCUUUGCUUUGGUUUUGUGCAAAGACAUCAAAGAUUCACAGCUAACAUAGAAUGGGAGUCGGCUCCAAUCUGCCACAAUGCCAGUCUAUGCUGAGUGGGCCCAUUGAGCUGCAUGACCACUUCCAAGAUGUUAGUGUGUUGUCUUUGGGACUUGGAAAGUAUUGUACUGCUCUUUGAUCAGUAAGAGAAUAUAUCAAUAUUAGGCUAUUCUACCAAGAAACUGUAGCUUUGUUAGCUGUCAAAAAAAUAACACAAGGGGAAAGGGAGGUUGAUUUGUCAAAAGGAAUGGGAGAAAGAGGACAAGAUUUUUUUGAUGAUAAAAGUGUUUGAUGCAUAUUUUGGGGCCUUCAUGAUGACCCAAUCCAUUCAUCAGCUCAUGGUGGUUGACAUCUUUCUUUUUAGAAGUUACUUGCAACCAAGGAUUGUAACUUGGGAAAAAGAAAAGGCAUUAAUCAAAUCAUAGGCUAAUUUCUUAGUGGCUAAUGAUCAGUUCGACAGAAUUUUGAGGUUGGAGUGGAAGUGACUGAAGUUAGCAAAAUUUCCAAAGACAUUUGCUUUGGUGACAUAAAGUAAGUUCCACACAGACUCUCUCCCUCUCUCUUGGUACAUAAAAGAGAGAGAGAGAGAGAGAGAGUCAUGGAGAAGCAAAAGCUUUUUGGUCAAAGGAGUGAGGGAAUGUGGAGAGUGGCUUUAGGAAUUUGGAAUAAUCUCCUCAAUAAUCAUAGCCCAUCUCAUGGAAUUAUUUAAUGUUUUCUUAUAACCUUCACAGAAGUUACUUCAAACUAACUUUUGUAGUUUACAGAGAAGAGCCAAGUGAUCCUUA
Molecule: messenger RNA, 2265 nt
Organism: Musa acuminata AAA Group (dessert banana)
Lineage: Eukaryota; Viridiplantae; Streptophyta; Magnoliopsida; Zingiberales; Musaceae
Exons: 3
Coding region: 1-1179 (392 amino acids)
Biological process (GO): regulation of flower development
Cellular component (GO): nucleus
Molecular function (GO): protein binding; DNA-binding transcription factor activity
Source: RefSeq, a predicted model, not a curated record